AUGUCGGAGCCAUCGGCGCCCAAUUCCGCCGGCCUAGGAACUAGAAAGGGAAAGGCUAAAACUUCCUCCCCUGCCUCCGACCUCGGGAGUGGGAAGCCGGUGAUCGUCAUGAUAUGCGGGAGCCUGGUGUAUUACCACUGCGCCUACCGCAAUUCCAGCCUCGUAUCCUUGGUCUCCGACGUCUUCAUCGUCCUACUCUGCUCCCUGGCCAUACUCGGCCUCCUAUUCCGGCAGAUGAACAUCCAGGUUCCGGUUGAUCCACUUGAGUGGCAGAUAUCUCAGGAUGCAGCCAAUUCCAUGUUCGCGUGCCUUGCUAACACCAUCGGUGCUGCUGAAUCCGUUCUCAGGGUCGCCGCCACCGGCCAUGACAAGCGCCUCUUCUUUAAGGUGGUUUCCAUCCUUUAUCUAUUAUCAGCCUUCGCAAGAAUUGUCUCUGCUGCUACAUUUGCUUAUGUUGCUAUUGAGCUCGUGGUUCCCUUGGCGAAAAGAUUCCUCGAGUUUGGUUCCGGAAUAGUUAGCAUUACUUAUACAUCUCCCUCUUAUUUUGGUUUAGACCUCUCAUCCCUCCUUGUUGCCUCGUUAGGAUGA
This is a messenger RNA of Oldenlandia corymbosa var. corymbosa, 588 nucleotides long. The record is from the annotation of a GenBank genome assembly. NCBI's taxonomy places the organism in Eukaryota, Viridiplantae, Streptophyta, Magnoliopsida, Gentianales, Rubiaceae.